Molecule: messenger RNA, 3435 nt
Organism: Arachis stenosperma
Lineage: Eukaryota; Viridiplantae; Streptophyta; Magnoliopsida; Fabales; Fabaceae
Product: G-type lectin S-receptor-like serine/threonine-protein kinase At4g03230
Exons: 8
Coding region: 73-3210 (1045 amino acids)
Biological process (GO): recognition of pollen; protein phosphorylation
Molecular function (GO): protein kinase activity; ATP binding
Source: RefSeq, a predicted model, not a curated record
UUUAACUAGUGAUUGGCAUAACCUUAAGCACUAUACUUAACAAAACCUCAAAAACUGUUUGCAUUCUUUCAAAUGGUAGACACCAAGAGAUUCUGUUCUAACCGCAUGCUGUUUUUCUUCCUUUUGUGUUCAUUCUUUUGCACUUGCAUGCAUUGUUAUGGUAGAGAUACCAUAACCAUUAACAAUUUCUUACUAGAUGGAGGAGGAGGAGGAGGAGGAGAUACUCUAAUUUCUGAUGGAGAAAACUUUGAGCUGGGAUUUUUCACCCCUAAUGGAAGCUCUAGUGGAAGAAGAAGAUAUAUUGGAAUAUGGUACUACAAUUUGAGUCCAAGAACAGUUGUGUGGGUGGCUAAUAGGGACACCCCUCUUGAAGAUUCCGGCGGCGCUUUCGGCAUUUCAGAAGACGGUAAUCUGAGGGUUCUGGACAGAAAUGGGAGACCCUUUUGGGGGACAAGUCUUGAAACAUCAUCAAAUUCAUCACUUCACAGAACACUGAAGCUAAUGGACAAUGGUAACCUCAUUGUAAUUGAUGAACAAGACGGAGAAGAAACCAAGAAAACAAAGAUCCUUUGGGAGAGUUUUGCUAAUCCAACAGAUACAUUCCUUCCAGGGAUGAAAAUGUAUCAGGGUUUAUCAUUAACUUCGUGGCGAAGCAACGUCGACCCUUCGCCGGGGAACUACUCUUUCCAGCGAGAUCAAGAAGAUAGCAACAACAACAACGACCAAUACAUGAUAUGGAAGAGAUCCAUAAGGUAUUGGAAAAGCAGUGUGACAGGUAAGGUAGUGGGAACAGGUGAAAUGUCUUUAGCAAUAUCAUAUUUUCUUUCAAAUUUCACUGAGAAGAUUUCCGAAAACUACAACAACACUGUCCCUUUUCUCACUUCUUCACUUUAUAGCAACACAAGGUUGGUUAUCACUUACUGGGGUCAGCUUCUGUAUCUAAAGAUGGAUUCAGAGAAAACUUGGUCUAAUGUUUGGGUUGAGCCUAGAGAUAGAUGCAGUGUGUUCAAUGCCUGCGGAAAUUUCGGAAGCUGUAAUAGCAAGUAUCAUGCUAUGUGUAAGUGCUUGCCAGGGUUCAGGCCUAACUCUCAUGAGACUUGGGAUGCCGGUGAUUUUUCCCGUGGAUGCAGCCGGAAAACUAACGUGUGCGGCGAGGAUGCGAAGAGUGACACUUUCUUGAGGCUGAAAAUGAUGAAAGUUGGGAAUCCAGAUGCUCAGUUUAAGGCCAAGAGUGAAGAGGAAUGCAAGGCAGAGUGCCUCAACAACUGCCAAUGCUAUGCGUAUUCGUAUGAAGACGAUCAGACCGGAGGCAGCGAGGGCGGUAGCGGCCGCAGCAGUGGUGAUGCGGUUUGCUGGAUUUGGUCUGAGGACCUUAACAAUCUUGAAGAAGAUUAUGAGAAUGGCUGCGACCUCAAUGUCCGUGUUGCGCUUUCUGAUAUAGAAUCCACAGGGAAGAGUUGUGGAACUUGUGGCACAAACUUGAUCGCAUAUCCCCUAAGCAGAGGAGCAAAUUGUGGUGACCCAAUGUACUUGAGUUUCCAUUGCAAUGACUCCACAGGCCAGCUUGAUUUCGAGACACCAGGGAGUGCUUUUCGCGUGAUAAGCAUAGAUCAGGACAAGCGAAAAUUUGUUAUUCACAUUGAAGAUGUAGAAAACUGUGAAGAUCAAACAUCAUGGGACAACAAGAAGCUUCUGCUUCUCAAUGAUUCAUCUCCAUUUCAUCUUACUGGCACUUGCUAUGCUGAUCCAAGAACCUUUACUUCUGCUGCUCCAAUGAAACAUGGAGUAGAGUUGGAACUGAGUUGGGAUCCGCCGUCCGAGCCACUUUGCUCCACCUUGCUGGAUUGCAUGGAUUGGCCAAAUUCAAGUUGCAAUACCACAAGUGAUGGCAACAAGAGGUGCCUUUGCAACACUAACUAUUUUUGGGAUGGCAUGAAAUUGAACUGUACUAAUGGCAAUCAAAGCUACCAAGCAGACAGGAAUCUAUCCUUAACUCAGAUCAUGGAAAUCACUUUUACAAUUGUGAUUGCCAUCAUUCUUCUCUCAAGUACUGUUAUAUACAUCUACUUGAAGAAAAGGAGACAUGCUAAUUCACACGAAAUCAGGGGAUAUACUCAGAAGAAUCCAGGCCUUAGCAGUGAGAAAUAUGUAAGAGACUUGAUUGAAUCUGGUAGGUUCAAAGAAGAGAAUUCACAGGCCAUAGAUAUUCCACAUUUUCAUCUAGAAAGUGUUCUUGAUGCUACUAAUAACUUUGCAAUUGCAAACAAGCUUGGACAAGGGGGGUUUGGUCCUGUUUAUAAGGGAAAGUUUCCUGGUGGACAAGAAAUAGCUGUAAAGAGACUUUCGAGUUGUUCCGGACAAGGUUUAGAAGAGUUCAAAAAUGAAGUUGUGUUGAUUGCCAAACUUCAACAUCGGAACCUUGUUAGGCUACUUGGUUAUUGUCUUGAGGGAGAUGAAAAGAUGUUAAUAUAUGAAUACAUGCCUAAUAGAAGCUUAGAUGGUUUCAUAUUUGACCGGAAGCUAUGUGUUCUAUUAGACUGGGAUGUACGCUUCAAGAUUAUUUUGGGGAUCGCCCGAGGACUCCUUUAUCUUCACGAAGAUUCAAGAUUACGGAUCAUUCACAGAGACUUGAAAACAAGCAAUAUUCUGUUGGAUGAAGAGAAGAAUCCGAAAAUUUCAGAUUUCGGCUUGGCUAGAAUAUUUGGAGGGAAAGAAACAGUAGCAAACACAGACAGAGUAGUUGGAACUUAUGGAUAUAUGUCACCAGAAUAUGCACUUGACGGACAUUUUUCCGUCAAGUCCGAUGUCUUUAGCUUUGGCGUGGUAGUUCUUGAGAUCAUCAGUGGGAAAAGAAACACUGGAUUUUAUCAAGCAGAACAUGAAUUGAGUCUUCUAGGAUUUGCAUGGCAUUUAUGGAAAGUGGGAAGGGCAUUGGACUUCAUGGACCAGACACUAUGUGAAACAUGCAAUGCUGAUGAGUGCUUGAAGUGUGUGAAUGUUGGGCUGCUAUGCCUACAAGAAGAUCCAAAUGAAAGACCAAACAUGUCAAAUGUGGUAUUCAUGCUUGGCAGUGAAUCCAACACUCUUCCAAGUCCUAAGGAACCAGCAUUUGUAAUGAGGAGAUGCCCUUCUAGCAGAGCCUCUACUUCUAGUAAAUUGGAAACUUUUUCAAGGAAUGAUUUGACUGUUACCUUAGAAAAUGGAAGGUAGAUAAUUCUGUCAUGUUAAUUACUGCAAUAUUAUUAAAGUGUGUUUCAAUUUAAGAAGAGAAAAAUGUUGAGUACAUAAUUUUGGUGGGACACUAAGUCAGCUUACACUGUAUGUCUGUAUCUACCAUGAUUGGAAUGUAAACUCCAUUUUUAUCCAAUGGAAGUAUGAGUUAGGUGUCUUACAUUAUAAGUACAUGGACGGAAUUCAUUUAAAAUAGAGUAUAUU